AUGAGGUUGACGUUGUGCCGAUGGCAGCGGCCGGACGCCUCGCGGCCUGUCCCGCGACGGUCGCCGUCGCAGCGAGCCGAUAAGCCCGAGCAGCUGAAGGAAUUUGCGCAUCGCCUUGACUCGUGGUCCGAGUCGCGUUCGAACAAGUCGAUUUUUGAGAGUUGGAUGGCGCUCUCGCCUCGCGUGCGUAUAGCCAUGGGCCUGGCAGCGAUUGGAUUUUCCGUCACGGGGCUCUAUGUGGCUGACUGGCUGGAAAAAGCGUAUCCGAACGAGACGGCGCGGGACGUGGCGCCGCGUCCGACGAUGACGCAUGAGGCGCCCCAGCCGCGCCUGUUUUCCAUUAGUAUCGUGGACCGUGAAUCGUGA
Messenger RNA from Malassezia restricta, 366 nucleotides. RefSeq lists its product as uncharacterized. The coding region runs from base 1 to 366 and encodes 121 amino acids. NCBI's taxonomy places the organism in Eukaryota, Fungi, Basidiomycota, Malasseziomycetes, Malasseziales, Malasseziaceae. The transcript is spliced from 3 exons. The record is from RefSeq and is a predicted model, not a curated record.